CUCUCAUCUCCUCUGUGUUUGUUUUUGUCUCCAAGCUGUAACAUUUUCUGGGACAGAGAGUAAGAAAUGGAAUCAGACCCCAACCCAGUCAUUGGGUCUCUCACCACCCCGUUCCUCCCACACUCACACUCUCAUUUCAAAUUUGAAUACUGUUUUUAUUAUUCACCCUCUUUUGGGUCCCUAUGCUCAGCUCUCUUCGCGCCCGCGUCUCUCUCGCCCUCUCUUUGACCACCUCGGUCACACCCCAUCUCCCACCUUGACCACCAACCCCCAUUUUUAACCACAUCCUUUUUCUCUUUGAACUUUUACCAAACACUUCAUCUGCAAUUUUUCAACCAUGGACAAACCAGCCAAUACCGUCGAAACCCAUGACAGUGAAUCUGUCAUCAGCAGCCUCCAAGAUCUUAGCUUCAAAAACAGUUUCAGUAUCAGCAUGUGUAGCAGCACCGUUUCUGUGUCUGAUAACAGCGUGAGUAGCAGCACCAAGGUCAGCAAUGGGACUCAGGAAGCUAACAAGAACUCUGAAAAUGCCGAGUCCUCCAUCGUAGAUUGCGAAGACGAUAGUGACAAAAGCACUCUAUGCCAGGCCGGUAAUUCCAGCAGGUUCGAUCCGAAUGAGGGCAGUUUUCGGAGCUUUUGCCCAUCGAAGCCGCACAAAGGCAACGACAUGCGAUGGGAUGCGAUACAAUGCGUGAAAGCCAAAGAUGGGGACUUGGGUCUGGGCCAUUUCAGGCUUCUGAAAAAGCUCGGCUGUGGGGAUAUAGGAAGCGUGUACUUGGCUGAGUUGAGAGGGCUUGGUUGCCUUUUCGCCAUGAAGGUAAUGGACAGAGGCAUGUUGGCUGGGAGGAAGAAGCUGAUAAGAGCUCAGACUGAGAGAGACAUACUGGGUUUGUUGGACCAUCCAUUUCUUCCAACCCUCUAUUCGAAUUUUGAGACGGAGAAGUUUUCUUGCUUGUUAAUGGAGUUUUGCUGUGGUGGGGAUCUUCAUACGCUUCGACAGCGCCAGCCGGGGAAGCAUUUUACUGAACAAGCUGCGAGGUUUUAUGCUUCAGAAGUGCUUCUUGCACUUGAGUAUCUUCACAUGAUGGGAGUGGUGUACCGGGACCUAAAACCCGAAAAUGUGCUGGUGAGGCAGGAUGGCCAUAUCAUGCUCUCUGAUUUUGAUUUAUCAUUAAGAUGUUAUGUGAAUCCUACUCUUGUUCAGUCUAGUGAUGAGCCGUCUUGUAGAAUCUCUUCAUACUGUAUUCAGCCAUCAUGUAUUUUGGAUCCAGCCUGCAAAUUACCAGUUUGUGUUCAGCCUUCCUGCUUGCAACCAUCUUGCUUUAAGCCUCGCUUUCUAAGAUCCAAAUCAACCAAGGAGAAAAGUGAAAGAUCAACUUCGGGAAAUUCAGAUUCAUUGCCUGUACUUAUUGCUGAGCCAACUAAUGCCCGCUCUAUGUCAUUCGUCGGAACACAUGAAUAUUUAGCUCCUGAAAUAAUAAGAGGCGAUGGCCAUGGUAGUGCUGUUGAUUGGUGGACAUUUGGUAUUUUCUUGUAUGAGCUGCUGCAUGGGAGGACACCAUUCAAAGGCAAUGGAAACCGGGAGACGCUAUUCAACGUGGUUGGUCAGUCUCUCAAGUUUCCAGAUGGGUCUAAUGCCAGUUUUGCUGCUAAAGAUUUGAUCAGGGGCCUGCUUGUAAAGAACCCACAGAAGAGACUGGGAUUUAAAAGAGGUGCUACAGAAAUUAAACAGCACCCCUUCUUUGCAAAUGUUAAUUGGGCUCUCAUACGCAGCACACACCCUCCAGAGAUCCCAAAACCAUUUGAUCUUGCUGUUCUAAAUCACACAUUCAAGUCUGCAGUGCCUCAAAAUGACAAGGGAGCUACUGACUCAAACCGGUCGUCAGGUCCAUAUUUAGAUUUUGAAUUUUUCUGAUGAAUUUUGAUGGAAAAGGAAACGAUUUCUAGCAAUCAGUCUUGUGACGUUCUUGGCGCUUACUCAUGUUCUCAAUGAAUCUUUUCUUCACAUGAUUAUUUCAUU
Molecule: messenger RNA, 2020 nt
Organism: Prunus mume (Japanese apricot)
Lineage: Eukaryota; Viridiplantae; Streptophyta; Magnoliopsida; Rosales; Rosaceae
Product: Protein kinase superfamily protein
Biological process (GO): protein phosphorylation
Molecular function (GO): protein kinase activity; ATP binding
Source: RefSeq, a predicted model, not a curated record